Messenger RNA from Hypanus sabinus (Atlantic stingray), 520 nucleotides. Its product is annotated as ribonuclease inhibitor-like. The coding region runs from base 137 to 520 and encodes 127 amino acids. Gene Ontology annotation, molecular function: protein binding. Lineage: Eukaryota; Metazoa; Chordata; Chondrichthyes; Myliobatiformes; Dasyatidae. The record is from RefSeq and is a predicted model, not a curated record. The transcript is spliced from 4 exons.
ACGCCAGAGUGGAAACACAGAGAGUGAAGCUGGUAAAAGGAGCCUCCUGAACACAUUGCACUACCUGUUUGAGUCUCAGAAUGGUGAACUGGCUCAGGCCACCCUGGGAUCUGUGGAAACACUUUCAUUCAGUGGAAUGACACUGACCCCGAUUGACUGCUCUGUCCUGUCUCAUGUCAUUGGACUCUGUGAUACAAUAAAACACCUAGACCUGGAGAAAUGCAACAUUCAGUGUGAAGAAAUCCAGCGGCUGGGACCCGAGCUGCACAAGUGCCAGGAGUUGAGAGUUGGGCGCAAUGAACUGGGAGAUUCAGGAGUGAAACUGGUGUCUGCGGCUCUGAGGAACCCAGAGUGUAAAAUACAGAAACUGUGGCUGAACAAUGUCGGUCUCACAGAUUCUGGUGCCGAGGAUCUCGUCUCUGCUCUCAGUACAAUCCCAUCACUGACGGAGCUAAACCUGAGUGAAAAUGAACUGGGAAAUACAGGCGUGAAACUGGUGUCUGCGUCACUGUGUGUCUGA